CGUGUGACUUCUCGCGUCCGCUCGAGUUGUGUUGAAACACUGUAUUAAACCUGACAGAAUUAUUAUAGCAAUAAUACGCGGUAAUAAUCAGCUGAAGGGAGUGAUGCAGUGAUCCUCAGAGUUUUUUAGGAGUUUGAAGUGUUUUAUAAAAGCUCGACAUGGGGAACCGGGGGAUGGAGGACUUGAUUCCUCUCAUCAACAAAAUGCAGGACGCGUUCAGCUCCAUCGGCCAGAGCUGCAGCUUGGAGCUGCCGCAGAUCGCGGUGGUGGGCGGCCAGAGCGCCGGGAAGAGCUCGGUGCUGGAGAACUUCGUGGGGAGGGAUUUUCUGCCCAGAGGAUCUGGCAUCGUCACUCGCAGACCGCUUAUUCUCCAGCUAGUGAACAGCAAAGCAGAAUAUGCCGAGUUUCUACACUGUAAAGGUCGUAAGUUUGUGGACUUUGACGAGGUGCGCUCGGAGAUUGAAGCGGAGACUGACCGAAUCACGGGAUCUAAUAAAGGAAUCUCUCCAGUUCCCAUCAACCUGCGCGUCUACUCUCCUAACGUUUUAAAUCUGACACUUAUAGAUCUUCCCGGCAUGACUAAAGUGGCAGUGGGGGAUCAGCCAGUAGACAUCGAGUACCAGAUCAGAGAAAUGCUGCUGCAGUUCAUUUCUAAGGAGAACUGUCUGAUCCUGGCGGUCACGCCUGCCAACACUGACCUCGCCAACUCCGAUGCCCUAAAAAUCGCCAAGGAGGUUGAUCCUCAGGGUCUUCGCACUAUUGGGGUGAUAACCAAACUGGACCUUAUGGAUGAAGGAACAGAUGCCAGAGACAUCCUAGAGAACAAACUUCUGCCACUGCGGAGAGGUUAUAUUGGCGUUGUGAACCGCAGUCAGAAGGACAUUGACGGCAGGAAGGAUAUUCGCGCUGCUUUGGCUGCUGAGAGGAAGUUCUUCCUGUCUCAUCCUGCAUACAGACAUGUGGCAGAGAGAAUGGGCACACCGUACCUGCAGAAAACACUCAACCAGCAACUGACGAAUCACAUCCGUGACACUCUGCCGGCACUGCGCAGUAAACUACAGAGUCAGCUGCUCUCACUGGAGAAAGAAGUGGACGAGUACAAGAACUUCAAACCUGAUGAUCCGGCACGCAAAACUAAAGCACUUCUGCAGAUGGUGCAGCAGUUCGGAGUGGACUUUGAGAAGCGGAUCGAGGGUUCUGGUGAUCAGGUGGACACUCUCGAACUCUCUGGCGGAGCUCGAAUCAACCGCAUCUUCCACGAGCGCUUUCCUUUCGAGCUCGUCAAGAUGGAGUUUGAUGAGAAGGAGUUGAGAAGAGAGAUCAGUUACGCCAUCAAGAACAUUCAUGGAGUCAGGACGGGGCUGUUCACCCCUGACCUUGCGUUUGAGGCCAUAGUAAAAAAGCAGCUGAUUAAGCUGAAGGAGCCGUGUCUCAAAUGCAUUGAUCUGGUCAUCCAGGAGCUGAUCAAUACAGUCAGGCAGUGCACACUAAAGUUGAGCUCUUAUCCUCAUCUGAGAGAAGAGACGGAGAGAAUCGUCACCACAUACGUCCGAGAGAGAGAAAGCAAGACUAAAGACCAGGUGAUGUUGUUGAUCGACAUUGAGCUCUCUUACAUCAACACAAACCACGAAGACUUCAUCGGCUUUGCCAAUGCGCAGCAGAGAAGUGCAGCGGUCAGUAAGAAGAGAGCAAUGCCCAACCAGGUGAUUAGAAGGGGUUGGCUGACGAUCAACAUUAGCAUAAUGAAGGGCGGAUCUAAGGACUACUGGUUCAUUCUGACGGCAGAGUCUCUGUCCUGGUACAAAGAUGAGGAGGAGAAAGAGAAGAAGUUCAUGCUCCCUCUGGAUAACCUGAAGAUCAGAGAUGUGGAGAAAGGCUUCAUGUCCACCAAACACACCUUUGCCAUCUUUAACACCGAGCAGAGGAAUGUUUACAAAGAUCUUCGUCAGAUUGAGUUGGCAUGUGACUCUCAGGAGGAUGUGGACAGUUGGAAAGCCUCUUUCCUGCGAGCGGGAGUCUAUCCUGAGAAAGACCAGGUGGAGAAUGAGGACAGCAUUCCCUCAGACUCCAUCUCAAUGGACCCUCAACUGGAGAGGCAGGUGGAGACCAUCCGAAACCUGGUGGAUUCCUACAUUGGCAUUGUCAACAAGAGCAUCAGAGACCUCAUGCCCAAAACCAUUAUGCAUCUGAUGAUCAACAGCGCGAAGGAGUUCAUCUACUCUGAGUUGCUGGCGUAUCUGUACUCGUCAGGAGAUCAGAACAGUCUGAUGGAGGAGUCGGCAGAGCAAGCGCAGCGGAGAGACGAGAUGUUACGCAUGUAUCACGCGCUCAAAGAGGCGCUACACCUCAUCGGUGACAUCAGCACCAGCACCAUAUCUGUGCCUUUACCGCCCCCUGUGGAUGACACCUGGAUACAGACUGACCCCAGUCCUCCAGCUCAACGUAAACCAUCAGCAACGGCUCCGCCUCCGGGUCGUCCUCCUGCAGUGCGCGGCACUACCCCUGGUCCUCCUGCCCCUCCUCCUAUAAACUCCACCCCUGCAUUCGGAGCUCCGCCCUUGCCAUCCAGACCCGGCCCAUCUCCUGUCAACACUAAUACUUUCGGUAGUGGCAUGCUGGAGCCGAUUGCAGCUCCGCCUCCUCAGAUCCCAUCUCGACCCGCCCGCGUGCCACCUGGUCUGCCUCCCGGAAUACCCAGAAGACCUCCAGCAGCUCCGAACAGACCCACAAUAAUCCGAACAUCAGAACCGUCUCUACUGGACUGAAGACAGAACCGACACACACUCUGUUUGGAAAUUAGGUUUUGUUUCUGUAAUGAUUAUAUUUAACUUUAAAUAGUACAACAC
Xyrauchen texanus (razorback sucker) is the source of this 2846-nucleotide messenger RNA. It is a transcript of the gene dnm2b, whose product is annotated as dynamin 2b. Gene Ontology annotation, cellular component: membrane; cytoplasm; microtubule. Bases 159 to 2765 code for a protein of 868 amino acids. The record is from RefSeq and is a predicted model, not a curated record. NCBI's taxonomy places the organism in Eukaryota, Metazoa, Chordata, Actinopteri, Cypriniformes, Catostomidae. The transcript is spliced from 21 exons. Gene Ontology annotation, molecular function: GTPase activity; microtubule binding; GTP binding.